Molecule: messenger RNA, 4740 nt
Organism: Acanthochromis polyacanthus (spiny chromis)
Lineage: Eukaryota; Metazoa; Chordata; Actinopteri; Pomacentridae
Product: dysferlin-like
Biological process (GO): membrane fusion; plasma membrane organization
Cellular component (GO): membrane
Source: RefSeq, a predicted model, not a curated record
UAUGUGUGUGUCAGAGAGAGAGAGUUAGAAUGAGUGGGGCGAGUGAGACAGCUGAGAGCUGCAGCUCCUCCGGUCGCUCUCUCAGGCCUCAUUCGUCUCUCUGUGGAUCUGUGUGCAGCUGAAGGGUUCUCGUUGGAUCUUCAUGGACCAGAGCGGUGGGAUCUGACCGUAUGAGCCAUGCUGAGAGUGUUUAUUCUGUGUGCGGAGCGGCUGCAGACGCCGGACAAUGACGUCAGCGACGCCUACUGCAGCGUCACCUAUGAAGGAACCAAGAAGAAGACUAAGGUCAUCAAAAACAACCCCAACCCUGUUUGGAAUGAGGGCUUUGAGUGGGACCUGAAGGGGAUUCCUCUGGACUCUGGAGCAGAGCUGCACUGUGUCGUCAAAGACCAUGAAAAAAUGGGCAGGAACAGGUUUCUGGGUGAGUGUCGGUUGUCUCUCAGGGACGUCCUCAACUCUCCCAGCCUGGCCGCCUCCUUCACCGUCUCCCUGCUGGACACCAAGAGGAACAACACCGGGGCCACGCUGACCCUGCAGGUUUCCUACAUCCCUCCUCCAGGAUCAGCUCCCAUCUUCCAGCCUCCUCCUCAGCCUGAAGCUCUUCCCCACAGCAACCCCAGUGUGGAGCUGGACACCGUCACAAUGAUUUCUCUGGACACUCUGGGUGAGGAGGACACUGAGAGUAUGGUGAUGCUGGAGGCUGCAGAGGACCAGGGGGCCGAUGACGGACGCUCCAUGGUGAUCGUCGGCCCUCAGGGGCCCCCGGGCCAGGAGUCCCCCACCGCCCAGACGCCCAAACGCUCUCCUCCGUCCUACAACACCCACGGAGGGCUGAGGAAGAGGAAGAGGGGAGCCAGCAGUCAGCAGAAACAGCUGCCCAACAAAGCCCAGGACAUACAGAUCCGUGUUCGGGUCAUCGAGGGACGACAGUUGCCGGGCAUCAACAUCAAACCUGUCGUCAAGGUAACGGUGGGCGGGCAGACCAAGAGGACCCGCAUCAGAAAGGGCAACAACCCGGUGUUUGACGAGACGUUCUUCAUGAACUUCUUUGAGACGCCCUCAGAGCUGUUUGAUGAACCCAUCUUCAUCACUGUGUGCGACUCUCGUUCAUUGAGAACCGACGCUGUGAUCGGUGAAUUCAAGCUGGACGUAGGAACCGUCUACAGUGAGCACAGACACUGCUUCUUGAGGAAAUGGCUGCUGCUGUGCGACCCUGAUGACCUCUCUGCAGGCGUCAAAGGUUACCUGAAGGUCAGCCUGUUCGUGUUGGCAGCUGGAGACGAGCCGCCGGCUGACAAACGUGAGUGUGUGGAGGACAAGGAGGACAUAGAAGGAAACCUGCUGAGGCCGGCCGGUCUGUCUCUGAGAGGAGCAACAUUCACACUGAGGAUCUUCAGAGCAGAAGACCUGCCACAGAUGGACGACGCCUUCAUGGACGGGAUGCGACAGAUUCUCGGGUUCGACAGCAACAGGAAGAACUUGGUGGAUCCGAUGGUGGAGAUACACUUCGCUGGAAAAACGGUCUGCACUAAGAUCAUGGAGAAGAAUGCAAACCCUCAGUGGAACCAGAGCCUGGCCAUGCCCAUCAGAUUCCCCUCCAUGUGUGAGAAGAUGAGGAUCAGAAUUCUGGACUGGGACAGAGCCAGUCACAACGACGUCAUUGGCACCACCCACCUCUGUAUGUCCAAGAUCUCGGCUCCUGGAGGGGAGAUCGAUGAUGACUUGACUCCUCGGACCGUCCAGCCUGGCAUUGAUGACAGUCUGGGUUUCCUUCCAACGUUCGGUCCAUGUUUUGUCAACCUGUACGGCAGCCCCAGAGAGUUCACCGCCUUCAAUGACCCCCAUGAGGCUCUGAACCUGGGAAAAGGCGAGGGCGUGGCCUACAGAGGUCGAGUUUUACUGGAACUAAGCACCAAACUGGUGGACAAACCGGAGCAGAGGACUGAAGACGUCCCUUCAGACGACCUGCUGGUGGUGGAGAAGUUCCUCCGGAAGAGGAAGUUCUCUCUGUUCGUGGCGUUCUACUCGGCCACGCUCCUCCAGGACGUGGACGACGCCAUCCAGUUUGAGGUCAGCAUCGGUAACUAUGGCAACAAGUUUGACUACACCUGCCUGCCUCUGGCCUCCACCACUCAGUUCAGCCGGGCGGUGUUUGACGGCUGCCACUACUACUACCUGCCGUGGGGAAACGUGAAGCCGGUGGUGGUUCUGUCCUCAGAGUGGGAAGACAUCACCAGGAUCGAGGCUCUGAACAUGCUGCUGGACAUCAUAGACAGACUGGAAGUGAAUCUGCAGCGAGUCCAGCUGCAGGUGAAGGCCGGCAGCGACCUGGAGGAGGUGGAGCUGAGAGUGGUGGAGCUGCUGGAUCAGGUCAUCACAGACUGCAGUCAGGAGCUUCCCUCCAUCGACCACUGGCAGUGUGCUACUCCUCUGGACCGCUCUCUCAGACACAUCCGGACGCUCCACCUGCAGCAGAUCGUGGCUCUGGCUCUGGCUCUGAAACACGGAGCAGAAACCGAGCUGUCCACGGUUCUGGAGCAGGCUGAGGACUGGGCCAACCGGCUGAGGACCAUGUCUGAGGAGCCUCAGAACAGCCUCCCAGACAUCGUGAUCUGGAUGCUGCAGGGCGACCGGCGGGUGGCGUAUCACCGCAUCCCGGCUCACAGCGUCAUCUUCUCCCAGCAGCACUGUGGAAAACGCUGUGGACAGCUGCAGACCGUCUUCCUCAAGUAUCCACAGGGCAGUGGAGGAGAAGCUAAACUUCCUGCUCAGCUGAGGGUCAAAGUGUGGUUGGGACUGGCUGCUGACGUCAAACACUUCAACCAGUACGCUGAAGGAAAGCUGUCAGUGUUUGCUGAGACGUAUGAGAACCAGACCCGGCUCGCCCUGGUGGGCAGCUGGGGAACUACAGGUUUAACGUACCCCAAGUUCAGCGACGUGACCGGCCGAGUGAAGCUGACCAAAGAGAGCUUCAAACCUUCACCUGGAUGGACCUGGGCAGGAGACUGGUUCAUCAGCCCCGAGAAGACGCUGCUGUUUGACGUGGACGCCGGUCACAUGACCUUCACUGAGGAGGUGUUUGAGAACCAGAUGAGGUUACCUGGAGGACAGUGGAUCGGCAUGACUGAAGGCUACACAGACGUGAACGGGGAGAAGGCGGUUCCAAAGGACGAGGUGGAGUGUCCUCCAGGAUGGACGUGGGAGGAGGUGGAGUGGAGCGAAGACCUCAACAGGGCCGUGGACGAUCAAGGAUGGGAGUACGGCAUCACCAUCCCUCCAGACCGCCGGCCCAAAGCCUGGGUACCGGCCGAGAAGAUGUACCACACCAACCGCCGCAGACGCUGGAUCAGGAUGAGGAGACGGGACCAGCAGAAGAUGGAGGCUCUGAGGAAGCAGCGUCCAGACGAGGCAGAGAGGGAGGGCUGGGAGUACGCCUCGCUGUUUGGAUGGAAGUUCCACCUGAAGCCCAGGAAGACGGACAGCUUCAGGAGGAGACGGUGGAGGUGUCGCAUGGAGCCGCUGGAGAAGACCGGACCGGCGGCCAUCUUUGCUCUGGAGUGUUCUCUGAGCAGCAUCGAAGACAAGAAUGAUGAUAAGUCGGUCACCACCACGUUUGGAGUCAACAGACCAACCAUUUCCUGUUUCUUUGACCGUGGAAGCCGCUAUCACCUGCGCUGCUACCUGUACCAAGCCAGAGACCUGCUGGCCAUGGACAAAGACAGCUUCUCAGACCCGUACGCCAUCGUGUCCUUCCUCCACCAGUCCCAGAAGACGGUGACGGUCAGAAACACUCUGAAUCCCACCUGGGACCAGACGCUCAUCUUCUACGAGGUGGAGAUCUUUGGAGAUCCUGAGGACACGGUGGUGAAUCCUCCCAACGUGGUGGUGGAGCUCUACGACCAGGACUCAUACGGAGCAGAUGAGUUCAUGGGCCGCUGUGUCUGUCAGCCCUCCAUGGAUCCCUCUCCUCGUCUCUCCUGGUUUCACAUUCGCCAAGGACAGAAAAACGGUGGAGAGCUGCUGGCCGCCUUCCAGCUGAUCCGCAGAGAAAAGCCAGCAGUUCAUCAUAUUCCAGGCCAAGAGGGAGACAUCGUGACCACCGCUCACGUUCUAGACGAGUUGAUGUUUCCAGGAUUCCUCCCUGAAAACCUCCAGCAAUGGCCGGAGGAGUCGGACCUGCCGUACCCGCCCCCUCAGAGAGAACCCAACGUCUUCAUGGUUCCUCAGGGAAUCAAACCGGUUCUGCAGAGAACCGCCAUCGAGGUCCUGGCGUGGGGCGUCCGUAACCUGAAGAGCUUCCAGCUGGCCAGCGUUACAUCUCCCAGCCUGCAGGUGGAGUGUGGAGGCUCCAUGGUCCAGAGCUGUGUCAUCCGCAGCGUGAAGAAGAAGCCCAACUUUGACGUCAACACGCUGGUCCUUGAUGUGAGACUUCCCCGUGAGGAGCUCUACAUGCCGCCGAUCGUCAUCAAAGUCAUCGACAACCGUCAGUUUGGGAGGAAGCCGGUGGUCGGUCAGUGCACCAUCCGGUCUCUGGAGGAGUACCGACUCGAUCAGGAGGAGGAUCGAGCUGUGGAGGACGAGGAGGACGACGGGUGGAGACGUGAGACGCCCCAUCUGAUUUCAGGAGAAGUUUUUAUUGACAUCGAUGACGAGCAGCCGCUAGUGCCCGACCAGUUUGCAGAUGGAGAGACUUCAGCUAUCAUUAACCUUUCAGCCUCUAGUUCCAGCCUUCAUAUCUGA